ACCUUUGGUGUUGAGUGAGAUGGAAAUCAUAUGAAACAGACUAUUUGGGUGGUACCUUCAGGAAAGAUCUUAAAUUGCAGAAGACAAAAACGCUAAUGCAUUUGAGAAAACGAUAAAGUUGGAGGGAGGAAAAAAGCAACUGAUUUCCUGACCUGCAGCUUGGCUGGAUAUUAAGAUGUCCGUGGACAUGAACAGCCAGGGGUCUGACAGCAAUGAAGAGGACUAUGACCCAAACUGUGAGGAAGAGGAAGAAGAGGAAGAGGACCCUGGGGACAUAGAGGACUACUAUGUGGGAGUAGCCAGUGAUGUGGAGCAGCAGGGGGCUGAUGCUUUUGAUCCUGAAGAGUACCAGUUCACUUGCUUGACCUAUAAGGAGUCUGAGGGUACCCUCCAUGAGCAUAUGACCAGCUUAGCCUCUGCCUUAAAGGCCGUUGAUGCUCACUGCCAUCGGCUGCACCCUCCCUAUGGCACUGGCCAGAAGAGGGCAGCAGAUCUCAUUACAGAUGGGUGUAAGCCACCAUGUGGAUGCUGGGAAUUGAACUCAAGACCUCUGGAAGAGCAGCCAGUGCUCCUAACCUCUGAGCCAUCUCUCCAGCCCUCAAGGUUAUCUUUAACUACAGAUAAAACAGAAGUCAAGGUAUCUCAUUCAGUUGCAAAACUUAUACUAGUUAAUUUCCACUGGCAAGUCUCAGAGAUUCUGGACAGGUACAGGUCUAAUUCUGCUCAGCUGCUUGUGGAGGCUCGAGUUCAGCCUAAUCCGUCAAAGCAUGUCCCCACAGCCCAUCCCCCUCACCACUGUGCAGUGUGUAUGCAGUUUGUGCGGAAGGAAAACCUACUCUCUCUGGCCUGCCAACAUCAGUUUUGCCGAAGCUGCUGGGAGCAGCAUUGCUCAGUACUUGUCAAAGACGGUGUUGGUGUAGGAGUCUCAUGUAUGGCUCAGGAUUGUCCACUCCGAACACCAGAGGACUUUGUAUUUCCCUUGCUUCCCAAUGAAGAAUUGAGAGAUAAAUACAGACGCUACCUCUUUAGGGACUAUGUGGAGAGUCAUUACCAGCUCCAGCUGUGCCCUGGUGCAGACUGCCCCAUGGUUAUUCGGGUACAAGAGCCUAGAGCUCGCCGAGUGCAGUGCAAUCGAUGCAAUGAGGUCUUCUGUUUCAAGUGUCGACAGAUGUAUCACGCCCCCACAGACUGUGCCACAAUCCGGAAAUGGCUCACGAAGUGUGCAGACGACUCUGAAACAGCUAACUACAUUAGUGCUCACACUAAAGAUUGUCCCAAGUGCAACAUCUGUAUUGAGAAGAACGGAGGCUGCAACCAUAUGCAAUGCUCCAAGUGUAAGCACGACUUCUGCUGGAUGUGUCUAGGAGAUUGGAAGACACAUGGCAGUGAGUACUAUGAGUGUAGUCGGUACAAGGAGAAUCCCGACAUUGUCAACCAGAGCCAGCAAGCCCAGGCCAGGGAGGCCCUCAAGAAGUACUUGUUCUACUUUGAGAGGUGGGAAAACCACAACAAAAGUUUACAGCUAGAGGCACAAACUUACCAGCGGAUUCAUGAAAAGAUUCAAGAGAGGGUUAUGAACAAUUUGGGAACGUGGAUUGACUGGCAGUAUCUGCAGAAUGCUGCUAAACUCUUGGCCAAGUGUCGAUACACCCUGCAAUACACCUAUCCCUAUGCGUACUACAUGGAGUCUGGUCCCAGGAAGAAGCUGUUUGAAUACCAGCAGGCUCAGCUGGAGGCUGAGAUUGAAAACCUUUCGUGGAAAGUUGAGCGUGCAGACAGCUAUGAUAGAGGGGACUUGGAAAACCAAAUGCACAUUGCCGAGCAGCGGAGAAGAACCCUGCUGAAGGACUUUCACGACACCUAGGCAGGCUGUGGAUGUGCCGGGGUGAGGAAGACGUAGCUGUGAGGCCUUCCGGCUACCACACUGCAUGCUGCAGGCUCUGCCUUUCACGACCCCAGGCAACAGCCAGGCCCACUCCUGAGAGACACUGGCAACACACCUCUUAGUCAAUUUGUUUUCUCCUUAUCUUUUUGCUUUUUGUUUCUACCAGGGUAGAGGCCAUGUUGAACUGGCCUCUAGUAAGGACUUUUAAAUUCUCCCUGGAUGGUUGUUGGGAGGGAGGGAACUUUUUUUUUUCCUGAAUGGCUAUUAAUAGUAUUAGAUCAUUACAACUUAUGUAAUUUUCAAAGGUUGUACGAUUUGAAAGAAAGGCAAACCAUAGGAUAACACAGAGCCCUUUUGAAAAUAAAUUGGCAUUGGAGUGUUUA
Molecule: messenger RNA, 2268 nt
Organism: Cricetulus griseus (Chinese hamster)
Lineage: Eukaryota; Metazoa; Chordata; Mammalia; Rodentia; Cricetidae
Source: RefSeq, a predicted model, not a curated record